CGUCAACUGGCGUCGUGUCGGGAUUGGAAUGCUAGCGAGCAACAAUCGGAACAACUGAGCACUCGGUAAUUGGACACUCCGUCUGAGGAAUCCUGCAGUUUUUUCCCAGCGAGUCGGUCCAGUUUGAGGCUGCCGCUCGCUCCCCUCUGCUCGGCCGGACAACUUCGCCCGCUCCGCCGCUCUCUUCCGACCAUGUUCUUUUGAUAUUUGUGAGGAAAUGAGCGGAGGUGAUAAAUAAGCAGAGAAAUGCAGGGAUUUGUCAGGUUACAGUUGGACCGCUGAAGCGUCUCCCGGUGUUUUUGAUUCUUCCAAACCGGGCACCAUGGAGCGAUAAAAGGACAACAUCCAGCCGAAGAGGCGUUCACACUGCCGGGGAUUCUUUCUUUCUUUAUUCUUCUUUUUCUUUUCUUUUCUUUUUUAAAAUUUUAUUCUACUCGGUGUUCAACAUCCAACCUUCACGUCUGGGAGAGCCUCGGGGACCCCGGUCGCUGGCGCUCCCGCCUGGAUGAGGGGAAGCGGCCGCAGCGCAGAGGCUCCGGACAGGUCUUUGUCGGUGCGUCGCUGGAUGUGGUGAAACUCCACAAGCGGCGUACAAAUCGCCCACAUGCGCUGGAUCAAUCGCCGGAUCUCGGAGCACAACACGAAGAAGGGCGGUUGGGGAUGGAGCGAUGCAGCCGGGGCUGGUGAGAGCCUAACUUGGGGCCACUUUAGCUGUGUUAUUCCUGAGCAAGUCGCCUCUGUUCCCGGGACACAUGCAGGCCAAAAAACGCUACCUGAUCCUGCUGUCCGCCGGAGCGUGCCUGGCGCUGCUCUUCUACCUCGGAGGGGUUGAGCUUCCAGCGGCCAGGAGGAGCCGGCAGGACCGCAGCAGGAGCGGGUACCGGCCCGAGCAGCCGUGGCCCCACUACUCGGACCCUUUACACGCCUUCCUGCCCUGGGAUCAGACGGACACCGAGGAUUACAACCUGCACAUAUCUCCGACGCAGAAGCGGGACGUGAACAGGAGCGUUUACAGGGCCAAGCGGUGCCGCAUGGAUUCCUGUUUCGACUUCUCUCUGUGUCAGAAGAACGGCUUCAAAGUUUAUAUUUACCCCCAGCAGAAGGGGGAGAAGAUCUCGGAGAGCUACCAGAACAUCCUAUCCACCAUCGAGGGCUCCAGGUUCUACACCUCCGACCCGGGACAGGCAUGUCUGUUCGUCCUGAGUCUGGACACUCUGGAUCGGGACCAGCUGUCCCCUCAGUACGUCCACAACCUGAAGACUAAGGUUCAGAGCCUGCCUUUGUGGAACGACGGCAGGAACCACCUCAUCUUUAACCUGUACUCCGGAACCUGGCCGGACUACACGGAGGAUCUGGGCUUUGACAUCGGCCAGGCCAUGCUGGCCAAGGCGAGCAUCGGUUCUGAGAACUUCAGGCCCAACUUCGACGUUUCCAUUCCGCUCUUCUCCAAGGAGCACCCUCGGACCGGAGGGGAAAGGGGUUUCCUGAAGUACAACUCCAUCCCGCCUUUUAGAAAGUACAUGCUGGUGUUCAAGGGGAAGCGCUACCUGACCGGGAUUGGCUCGGACACGCGGAAUGCCUUAUACCACGUCCACAACGGGGAGGACGUGGUGCUGCUCACCACCUGCAAGCAUGGGAAGGACUGGCAGAAACACAAGGACGCACGGUGCGACAAGGACAACGCGGAAUAUGACAAAUAUGACUACAAGGAGAUGCUCCACAACUCCACCUUCUGCUUGGUGCCCCGCGGCAGACGUCUGGGCUCCUUUCGGUUCCUCGAGGCGCUGCAGGCUGCGUGUGUGCCGGUGAUGCUGAGUAACGGAUGGGAGCUUCCUUUUUCUGAAAUCAUCGACUGGAACACUGCCGCAGUCAUCGGCGACGAGAGACUCCUCCUGCAGAUCCCAACCACGGUGCGCUCCAUCCACCAGGACAAGAUCCUGUCGCUCAGACAGCAGACUCAGUUCCUCUGGGAGGCGUACUUCUCCUCUGUGGAGAAGAUAGUGCUGACCACGCUGGAGAUAAUCCAGGACCGAGUGCUGGAGCACGGCUCCAGGAGCAGCCUGAUGUGGAACAGCCACCCUGGAGGCCUGUUUGCCUUGCCGCAGUACUCCGGAUACCUGGGAGACUUCCCCUUUUACUACGCCACACUGGGUAUUAAACCGUACCCCAAGUUCACUGCAGUCAUCCACGCCGUCUCCCCUCUGGUGUCCCAGUCCCAACCCAUUCUCAAGCUACUGGUAGCUGUGGCCAAAUCCCAGUACUGUGCUCAGAUUAUCGUCCUGUGGAACUGCGACAAGCCGCUCCCGGCCAAACACCGCUGGCCCGCCACCUCCGUGCCCGUCAUCGUGAUCGAGGGAGAGAACAAGGUCAUGAGCAGCCGCUUCCUGCCGUACAAGUCCAUCGUGACCGACGCUGUCCUCAGCCUGGACGAAGACACCGUGUUGUCCACCACAGAGGUGGACUUUGCUUUCACCGUCUGGCAGAGUUUUCCGGAGCGGAUCGUGGGUUAUCCGGCCCGCAGCCACUUCUGGGACAGCAACAAGGAGCGCUGGGGCUACACCUCCAAAUGGACCAACGACUACUCUAUGGUUCUGACCGGCGCCGCCAUGUUCCACAGGUACUACCACUUCCUGUACACCCACUACCUGCCCAGCAGCCUGAAGAACAUGGUGGACCAGCUGGCCAACUGCGAGGACAUCCUGAUGAACUUCCUGGUGUCGGCCGUCACCAAGCUGCCGCCCAUUAAGAUCACACAGAAGAAGCAGUACAAGGAGACCAUGAUGGGGCAGUCUUCACGGGCGUCUCGCUGGGCCGACCCGGACCACUUCGCCCAGCGGCAGACCUGCAUGAACAAGUUCGCCAGCUGGUUUGGCGCCAUGCCGCUCAUCCACUCCCAGAUGAGGCUGGACCCCGUGCUCUUCAAGGACCAGGUCUCCAUCCUCCGCAAAAAAUACAGGGACAUCGAGAGGCUCUGACAGGACCGCCGCCCCCUCGGGGGGGACUCCACGCAGGGGGAGGCGCGCGACAGAGACUCCGUGGAGAGCCGGAGGAGCAGCCGGACCACGGCCGGAUGGGCGGGGAGAGACGGCGCUCUGUCUUCCACUCAGCACAUGGCCAAUGACCACAGCGCCGCCGCCGCUGCUCCCCGGACCUGAUCCGGACGGGAAUCAGGAGGAAACAGAAACAAUGCAAACAGAACUGGAUGUUUCACACGGCGCGCACUACUGACGACACAAAAAAAGAAACUGUGGGUUAGAAUAUUUUUUUGUACGAGGAAAAACCGUGGAGGACGUCGACUUUCCUGCUUUCUCCGCACAUGUGCAGGAUGGUAGAGGGGAGGGGCGUUUGAGCGUUCCUCAUCCGCAUCAGGACAUGAAACCGGACCCGACAGAGAGAUCCGACUCCUGUGGGUAGAAGCUGUUCGCACACAGAGCUUUGGUUUAGUUUGCUGGUGUUCUUCCGACACACCGGAGAGAUGGUCUCCCAUCACCUGUUCUUCAAAUUAAACUGAUUUCAAAGAUAUUAAUAAGUGGAUCCAGAGGUCAUCAAAGGUCAACAAACCAGGAAAAAUCAAAUGGAAUAUGGUGUCACUUUGUGCCAUUAUAAUAUUUAAGAUUUUUAAAAAUAAAAGGUCACCAGAGAUCAACCUGCCCAUAUUAAAGGUGACCUAUUACGCUUCCUUAAACAGGUCAAUGGCCUAUACAAAACAUUUUCACACAAAAUCCAGAUAAGCUCCUGAUGGCCACGCCCCCAAAACUUAAUGCCUCCAUUAGAAACUGUCAGUAUUCUGCUAAUGUUGGAAAAACACAAUUUUGCAAUUAAAAUCCCAUGUGAAUAAGUUUGUCAUGACACUCGUGUUUCCAAAAACGUGUUUCCAAAAACGUGUUUCCAUUGCAGUUUUGCAAAUUAAAAAAAUGUCCUAGCAGCAAAACUUUUUAAUCGACAACAGGAUUUUUUGUAAUUGGUGUGUUAACAUUAAGCAAAUACAUUUUUGAUGUGUCAAAAUGUGCAAUUCUACAACCGUACAUCUUUGAAAAACAGAAGUGGCGCCUCCUGCACAACCAACAAGAAUGGCAGUAGUGAUUUCUUGACGGAAGGUCAAUAACAAAGCACUUUUUUUCUCAUUUUCCAGCAGCCAUUGUACAGCGCAUACAGCGGUUAGACCUGCUGAACAAAUGUGCUGGAGUUCCAUUUUGGUUGCUAGGUGACAGGGCAGCGUCUGCAUUCCGUAGGAUUUUAAAACUGCUCAUUUUGAUUUUUUUAAGUGCUUUGGCUGAUAUUAGAAGCAGUAGAAAUCAUGAUGGAAGUAGAAAAACUGAAUUUUGCAUAAUUAUCAACAAAACUGAUAAAAGUUGCUCCAUGUUUGUGCAGCUAAAAAUAGCAGCACAUUUGAUCGAUACCAAAUUUGCUUUUUUUUGUAAAUAUUUAACCUUGAAUGGCCUCUGGAAAUAUUAAUCUCUUUAAAAUAAUAGCGGUUCAAAUGUUUUAGUUUGAUUUGAAGGUGAGGGAUCGGGCCUGGUUCCGUCCGGCCCAACAGCCUGCUGGGACGUCGUCUCAUUUCGUGACCCAUUUUCCUCUCGUUUCCGUCUCUCUCUCCGUGGGUUCGUAGCGCCGAACGCCGGCUGCUCACAGCGGAGAACAAACCCAAACCUUUUCUCGCAUGAACACGAUCCUAAUGGAGUAAAGAUUAAUUUUUCAUUUGGCCGCCAUCUUUUCCGUUUUUAAUCAGUGCCAUUCUGACCUCGCAGUCUGCCUUCGUUGUUUACUGCACAUCACGCUGCCUAAACGCUCGUUUUCACGCAUCGCUGCCAUCUUUCUUUUUUGUUUUUGUUUCCCCUGGACAUAUUAGACAACGUCGGCAGUUUAAUUAAAACGUUUUCUCCUUCAUUCGUCAGGCCUCAGUUAAGAGAGAAGAGCUGGUGAUGAAGCAUCAUGUGUGACCCGCAAACUUUCACCUGAAAACUCGGUCCUAUUGGGUUCGAUGAACAGUCACAUUUUAUCCGAAUCUUUUUUAUUUUAUCAAUGCAAAAGCCUUUUAUUUACAACUUUCAGCAUAUCAUUUCAUUGUUUUAUACCAUUUUUUACUUGUUUUAUCUGUUUAAUCCAGUGUUGGACCAUUAAGCAGAAUCUGGGCUCAAUGUACAUCUGGUUCUGGUUUCAUCCGAUACGUCUGGAUCCGGAUCAAGUCUUAAAUGUCUCAAGAGGAUUGCAACCAGAACAAACAGUGCCUUGUGAAAGUAUCAGCCGGCUUUGAUGUAUUUUAUAUGACCAAACACAAAGUAGUACAUAAUUUAAAAGUUUAAAACAGAUGCCUGAACGUUUGAGUAAUCUGAAAAGUGCGGCAAGUUUUUAAAAAAAAAAAAUUUAUUCAGAGACACAGAAUCACCUCUGACUGCAAGCCUGUUGGACUUUAUUUCUACCAACUUUGCGCAGAAGUAACCCCACAGCAUGAUACUGCCAUCACCGUGUUUUACAAUUGUAGCUGAAAACGUUGAAUUGUGCCCUCAUAUGAGCAGAAGAUAUUCUUCCUGUUGCAUUUGGCAGAUUUUUUGUGAUUUUCUCUGUUACCAUAAUGAGCCUCAAAUUUAAACUUUAAAGCAGGAAGUAGAAGAUAAGCCACACCCACUUUACAUUUCUGACCAAUCACACCAUAUUUGUUGAAAACUACCUAACUUUGCUUUAAGGUUCUCCACAUCUUUACCUCCUACCCACAUUUACAUUAAAUUAAUUCAAAACACAGGUGGACUAGCUGAUAAGUGUCUGCCGCACUUAUCAGAUUUUCUAUUUAAUAAAUAAUUUAGAAACAUGAAUAAUUGUUUGAAUGUGUAGUAGCCAUUUGAACUUCUAUGUUGUGGACAUUCAAGACAUUACAGCUACGACUAUUGGUAUUAAUAUCUUAUUUUAUUGAAUUGUAAGUUUUUAUGCAUAUUUCGACUCAGUUGGAAUGAAUGGAAAAACCUCAUUCUGCAAAAAAAGCUUCGUCACAGCUAACCAUGUCCACUUACUGUCAAAGUUUAAAAUGUCGUCAUACACUUUGGCUGCUAGCUACUGUUAGCCACUGUUCUGAAAUUAGCAUUUUAGCUAAUUUUAGCUUUUAUAAGUAAAGGCUAAUUUGAGUAUGUUACUUUAGGUCAGCAUGCUACUGUUAGCCUACAUGCUAUCAUUGUAGCUCUUUGCACAGUAUGCUUGCUACAAUAGUUAGCAACACUCAACUGUUAGCAUAUUAGCUAAAAACACUUGCACGUAACACACUGCUCUGACUUCACUAUUAACUUUAGAAAUCCGCUCAACAGUAGUAGUACCACAAUAGUUUGUGGUACCAUUAAAGUGACGAUAAGUACUACUUAUUGCUACUUUGUAGCUGUUUAACAGCAAUCCACAAAUAUAUAUUUUUAAAAAUAUACUAAACAUUUAUAUACGGCUGUUCAGGACAGCAGUCCAGGGUUUCCCCAGAAAAGCCCGGGGUUCUGGGUGUUGGUUCAGUCGUUCAGCCCUCAGCCCGUCGUGUUUUUGAGUUAAACGUUGACAGGAAAUUGGAAAAUAUCACUUAUUAAUUAUGUUAUUGGAAGAUUGAAGAUUAACACCUGAACACCAACUAUAAAGUCUUUUAAAAAGACAGUCAUUAAAAAAACUAA
Xiphophorus maculatus (southern platyfish) is the source of this 6635-nucleotide messenger RNA. RefSeq names its product exostosin-1b (gene ext1b). Gene Ontology annotation, molecular function: glycosyltransferase activity. The record is from RefSeq and is a predicted model, not a curated record. Gene Ontology annotation, cellular component: membrane. NCBI's taxonomy places the organism in Eukaryota, Metazoa, Chordata, Actinopteri, Cyprinodontiformes, Poeciliidae. The transcript has 11 exons. The coding region runs from base 753 to 2975 and encodes 740 amino acids.